This is a messenger RNA of Aspergillus pseudoviridinutans, 1212 nucleotides long. RefSeq names its product RNA 3'-terminal phosphate cyclase-like protein. The record is from RefSeq and is a predicted model, not a curated record. Gene Ontology annotation, molecular function: RNA endonuclease activity. Gene Ontology annotation, biological process: endonucleolytic cleavage of tricistronic rRNA transcript (SSU-rRNA, 5.8S rRNA, LSU-rRNA); ribosome biogenesis. The coding region runs from base 1 to 1212 and encodes 403 amino acids. NCBI's taxonomy places the organism in Eukaryota, Fungi, Ascomycota, Eurotiomycetes, Eurotiales, Aspergillaceae. Gene Ontology annotation, cellular component: nucleolus. The transcript has a single exon.
AUGGCCACUACAUCCCAGCCUCCUCUUCGGUUCACUGGUCACAAGAAUUUUGUGAACCGACUGAUCUUUUCAACUUUAACCGGCCGUGCAGUCCAUAUCUCCCAGAUCCGUCCUUCGUCGCCCACGAAUCCCGGUCUUGCUUCCCACGAAAUCUCGUUUCUGCGCCUCUUGGAGGCAGUUACAAAUGGGUCCCAGAUGGAAAUCUCAUAUACGGGUACUAUCGUAAUCUACAAGCCCGGUCUGAUCACUGGAGGCCUUGCAGGUAACGGGGCCACCAGCGGAGGUGUUAUUCGGCAUGAGCUCCCAGCAGGAUGCACUCGAGGCGUCAGCUACUUCUUAAUACCUCUUUGUCUCCUCGCGCCGUUCUCUAAAGCCCCGAUCAAGGUACUCUUCACUGGUCCUGGCGUUAUCACUUCGGCCACACCCACUGGGGACAUGUCCGUGGACAGCGUCCGCACUGCAAUCCUUCCUCUUUACAACCAGUUUGGUAUCUUCAACAACAUUGAGCUUCGUGUCCUCCGCAGGUCUAAUCCCGGACCGAACGGCAGGGGAGGCGGUGGAGAAGUUCAGUUGGUCUUCGGCCACCAAGUGCGUCUUCCGAAAACACUGCACUUGAUGAACCCAGGCAGAGUCAAGAAGGUUCGUGGCGUGGCGUACUCGGUGGGUGUUUCAGCCUCCAACAAUGCAAGGAUGAUCGAUGUGGCGCGUGGCAUCCUCAAUCCUCUCGUUCCCGACACCUACAUUUUCUCCGACGUGUCGUCCGCGCCGCUGGUCCCUGACAGAAACAACCCAUCUGCAAAGAAGAAGAUCGGUCUUGGUUUCGGUUUAUCCCUGGUUGCGGAGUCUUCCACUGGCUGCUUGUACUCCGCUGAUGUCGCCUCUCCACCUGCCGGUGGCCAAGCACCGGAGGAUAUUGGAAAACAAUGUGCCUACCAGCUUCUGGAAACUGUAUCGAAGGGCGGAUGCGUUGCACCGGCUGCAGCUUCGACCAUGCUGGGCUUGAUGACAAUGGGGUCGGAGGACGUUGGUCGACUCCAAUUUGGACGGGAGGUGAUUGCCGACGAGAGUAUCAUCCAGCUGGCCAGAGAUUUGGCCAAGUUUGGUGCACCUGGUUGGGGUCUAAGAGAUGCUACCGGUGAGAAUGAGCAAGGGGACGUCAUCGUGAGCGUGGUAGGACGAGGUAUUGGCAAUGUUGGUCGGAAAGUUGCUUGA